Messenger RNA from Aspergillus calidoustus, 1266 nucleotides. The record is from the annotation of a GenBank genome assembly. Lineage: Eukaryota; Fungi; Ascomycota; Eurotiomycetes; Eurotiales; Aspergillaceae.
AUGGCCACAACAGACGGUCCUGCCCGGGCGCAUGAUCGCAAUGGACGCCGACGCCCGUUCGCCAGCUGGAUGAAACGACUCGCGAACCUGAAAAGCUCAACCGACUCCGGCACAAUUCGCUGGUCCAACAAACGCCACGGAUCCCCAAAGACCAAAAACCGAGGCAUCAAGAACAACCCCUACCCCUUGUCCGGCCACACCCAUGUCAUCCACCAGUCCACCAGCGACCACGCCUCCUCUUCCCACAUAAGCGACGACCAUGGUCGACGGCGGUCUCAUUCGCAGAGCGAGCCUUCAAUCACAUACUCAGGGUACGAGAACCAGGUCGCGGCGACGGGCGCCAAGUCGACUGCCCCGACCAUCUCGACAAACGGCGAGACGGCGAUUUCCGAAGCUGCAUAUUCCAAGGCGGGGACAAUGGCGACGACGACCGGCGGAGGCGUGAGCACAAUCGGCGGCGGCGAAGGAAGCACCUUUUCAUCCCCGGCGCCGUCUGUCCGGUCGCUCACGACAACGCUGACAACGGUCCAAUCCGCCGCACCCUCUACCCAAAUUUACAACACACAGAACCAUACACAUCACGGCCACCAGUACGGACAAUCCACAAACUCUGCGCCCCAAGUCCAAUUCACCCACCAAUUCCCGCCCUCCCCAGCUACUGCCGUCCCACCGCACCUCGCGCCGCACGGGCAUUCCGUCACAUACAGCGUCGCAACCGCAAACAACAUCCUCACCGACAACGCCUCGAUCCUAACCCUCGCCUCCUCGUCCAAACGCCGCCGCCGAAACUCCCUCGACACAAACGCCUCCGUUCGCGCCCUCGCACCGUCGUCCGUCUUUGGCGGCAGCCGCGAGAGCCUACCGCUAAGCGUCCUCAGCGGCGUCGGCGAGGCCUCGAAUACCUCGGUACUCAAUGCCCCGGGCGUCCUUAGCAGACCGAGCCUAGUCGGCCUCGCAAGCGCAGAACGCGCAAGCGUGUACUCAUCCUCCGGCGCAGCACCGGGCGGCGAACGCGGAAGCUUUUACGCGGGCAAGCAGGGCACGGUGGCAGGCGACGGCGCGAGUAUCCGCAGCGGAGUCCACUCGCAUACGCGGCAGGAUAGCAACGCAGCAAGCAUCUCGGGUGUCGGCGCACAACCCAUCCUGCCGGGUCGAAUCAGUCGGCGGAGCUCGGGGUGGGGUGAGAUUACGGGGGAGGGCGAGGAGAGCCUAGAGGAGAAGGCCGAGCUCAAGGACGCGAAUGCGAAUAAGGUUGAGGAGCGUUAG